AUGUAUGUGUAUGUGGUCAGGUUGAAACUAAUUGAGCGUCGAUUGAGGCACAUUGCCAUUGGCAACCUGGCCAGGCCAAAUGCCAGGUGGCCCACACAAACUUUUCACUACACGCAAGUCGAAUGUAGCAAAGUGGCGUCCUGUUUUUACAGUUGCCUGGGUUGUGCGCGCAACGUGGCUGCCGCUGCUGGUGAGGAAGUCAGCCGAGGAACGGAGCCAACUGUCAACGGAUUGUCGAAUUGCCUAACGUAUCGCCAAGUCGGAGGCGGCGGCUUUGGUGCAGGCUCAGCGCCAGCGCGUCGAGUUCCCGUCUUAUUCUCCACAAAUCGUGGUCUCUAUCUGCGUGUGGCACAGCCACAGACGACGCUGCAACCGGUGGCGCAGCAUUAUGACAUUAACUUUUGUGAUCUGGAACGCUGGAGCACCAAUCGCGCCAAUGUGGUCAGCUUAGAGGAUACAUUUAGCAUCCUGAAGCCAGGGCCGCAUCCACAUACAGACCCACCACAUCCACAGAGCAAUCAACCGCAACGCGACUGGAAUAACUUGGCUGUCUACAAAAUGCAGCCAUUAAACUGAUUUCUUUAAUUGUAUCUGU
Molecule: messenger RNA, 595 nt
Organism: Drosophila grimshawi
Lineage: Eukaryota; Metazoa; Arthropoda; Insecta; Diptera; Drosophilidae
Exons: 3
Coding region: 1-576 (191 amino acids)
Source: RefSeq, a predicted model, not a curated record